ACACUCAUUACAUUCGCUCGGUUCUCUUCGAGUAGAUCGAAUAUAUCUGAAAUAAAAAUGGCGGACGCAGCUCCAGCCGUUCGUGGUGGAUUUCGUGGAGGCUUUGGUUCUCGUGGGGGUGACCGCGGGGGUCGUGGAGGCCGCGGACGUGGUCGUGGUCGCGGCCGUGGUCGUGGCAAGGAAGACGCCAAGGAAUGGGUGCCAGUUACCAAACUCGGCCGUCUUGUAAAAGAUGGUAAAAUUACAUCUUUAGAAGAGAUCUAUCUCUUCUCUUUGCCCAUCAAAGAGUUUGAGAUUGUUGACUUUUUUAUUGGUACUUCGCUUAAAGAUGAAGUACUCAAGAUAAUGCCAGUCCAAAAGCAAACACGUGCUGGUCAGCGUACUCGCUUUAAGGCAUUUGUUGCUAUUGGCGAUAGCAAUGGACAUAUUGGACUUGGUGUCAAGUGCUCCAAGGAAGUAGCAACUGCCAUUCGUGGAGCUAUAAUCCUUGCUAAGCUGUCUGUUGUUCCAGUACGUCGUGGGUAUUGGGGCAACAAAAUUGGUAAACCACAUACAGUACCUUGCAAAGUCACUGGUAAAUGUGGUUCAGUCCAGGUGCGUCUCAUCCCUGCACCAAGAGGUACUGGUAUCGUUUCUGCUCCUGUCCCCAAGAAAUUGCUGCAGAUGGCAGGAAUUGAAGACUGUUACACAUCCGCACGAGGUUCUACUUGUACUUUGGGUAACUUUGCAAAGGCUACUUAUGCAGCCAUUGCCAAAACUUACUCAUAUCUUACUCCAGACUUGUGGAAAGAAAUGCCUUUACAAAAAACACCUUAUCAGGAAUAUGCAGAUCAUUUGGUAAAAAACCAUCGUGUUGUAUCAAGCCGAUCUGCUGCUGAAGUUUUAUAACUUUGACAAUCUUCUAUUUCAACAGAAAAAUAAAAAUUCAUGAAAUUUUAAAUAGA
Molecule: messenger RNA, 944 nt
Organism: Trichogramma pretiosum
Lineage: Eukaryota; Metazoa; Arthropoda; Insecta; Hymenoptera; Trichogrammatidae
Product: 40S ribosomal protein S2
Exons: 3
Coding region: 58-888 (276 amino acids)
Biological process (GO): translation
Cellular component (GO): ribosome; cytosolic small ribosomal subunit
Molecular function (GO): structural constituent of ribosome; RNA binding
Source: RefSeq, a predicted model, not a curated record